UUCUCCACUUUGCUGCAUCCGGAGUUUGUCCUUCGUGCAGCAGUGAUGCAGAUGAACAACAAGGAGCCGGCCGCCGACGGCAAGCCGCCGACCACCAUCUGUAGCAGGAUUCAGAGAGCCUUCCACGCCCGACCGGUCUUCGGGCCUCUUCGCCGCCUCACGGGCCAACCCCACGACGGCGGAGCUGCCCCUACCGGGGUACCAGGGGGAGCGCCGCCACCGAUUGUGUUGCCGGCGCGUGCACCGGCGCCAUCUCCAGCAGGCAAAGCUCCCGCACCUACGGCCGCACCGGUGAUCCUGCCCGCGGCGCCACAGAAACCGGCUGCUGCCAAGGGAGGUGACAAGCAUGGCCAGGUCCACGGAAGCACUCCUACCGUCACGGCAACCACGAGCAAGGUUGCGGAGAAGGCGGCAGGGGGAAUUCCGGUACCGGUGCCACCUCCGGCAGUCAUGGCUGGAAAGCCGUCAGCGGACGCCAAGGCUGAGGCUGGGGACAAAGCGCAGCAGACGAAGGGGAAGAUCAGGGUGAGCUCCAGGGUCCGCAAGGCCUUAGCCUCAUCCAAGUAGAGGGAUGAUCAACUGGAUCGCCAGGGUGCGCGCCAAGGACGGAACUAGCUGAAUCACGCACCUCCAAAGCCUUUCUCUGUUACCACUGUACUGCUUUUUAUUUACCGAUUUUGAGCUAGGCUCUCCGUUGUGCUGUGACUUCAGAUUUUCUUUCUUGUUGAUGGAUUAUCAGUUGAGAAAUCACCACGAGGGGAAGUCACAGAAACUGGGCCAGACUGUACCGGCAAUAAUAUUCUUGGCUCGAGUUUGUUGAUGCUA
Messenger RNA from Hordeum vulgare subsp. vulgare (domesticated barley), 825 nucleotides. Its product is annotated as skin secretory protein xP2-like. Lineage: Eukaryota; Viridiplantae; Streptophyta; Magnoliopsida; Poales; Poaceae. The record is from RefSeq and is a predicted model, not a curated record. The transcript has a single exon. Bases 46 to 567 code for a protein of 173 amino acids.